UUGACGUCCGUCAGUGACAUUAUAUAACAUUAUAUAACAUUAUAACAAUAUAAUAUCAUAACAAUACAUCUGAACUGUUGCUGGUUGAUGUUUUAGUUCUGUUAAAAACAGAAAAAACGGUUUACUGAGAGAAGAAAUGGCGGCAGACCGAAUAAGAGCCGACGGAGACAGAGAGUCAGACGGAGACAUGGACGGAGACUCGGGUAAAGUCAGCCCGCUGGUGGGCGAGGACGAGUUCAAAGCGUCCUGUGCCAAAGAGAUGGCUCUGCUCGAUCUGAUGGAGAAGACGGGAUACAACAUGGUGCAGGAGAACGGACAGAGGAAGUAUGGUGGACCGCCGCCAGGCUGGGAGGGCCCGCCCCCGCCGCGGGGCUGCGAGGUGUUUGUGGGGAAGAUCCCCAGAGACCUGUACGAAGACGAGCUGGUCCCUCUGUUCGAGAGAGCCGGCAGGAUCUACGAGUUCAGACUGAUGAUGGAGUUCAGUGGGGAGAACCGCGGCUACGCCUUCGUCAUGUACACCAACAGAGAGGCGGCGCAGAGAGCCAUCCAGAUGUUGGACAACUCCGAGAUCCGUCCGGGGAAGUUCAUCGGCGUGUGCGUGAGUCUGGACAACUGCCGCCUCUUCAUCGGCUCCAUCCCUAAAGACAAGAGGAAGGACGAGAUCAUGGAGGAAAUGACGAAGGUGACAGAUGGCGUGGUGGAUGUGAUCGUGUAUCCCAGCUCCGUAGAUAAGAGCAGAAACCGAGGCUUUGCCUUCGUCGAGUAUGAAUCCCACAAAGCGGCAGCCAUGGCCCGGAGGAAGCUCAUACCAGGAACCUUCCAGCUGUGGGGUCACUCCAUCCAGGUGGACUGGGCCGAGCCAGAGAAAGACGUGGACGAGGAGGUCAUGCAGCGCGUCCGAGUCCUUUAUGUGCGUAACCUGAUGCUGAGCACCAGCGAAGAAACUCUCCGUCAGGAGUUCUCCCGCUUCAAACCGGGCUCCGUGGAGCGCGUCAAGAAGCUCACCGACUACGCCUUCGUUCACUACCGCUGCCGCGACGACGCCGUCACCGCGCUGAGCCUCAUGAACGGAGCCCAGAUCGACGGAUCCAGUGUGGAGGUGACGUUGGCCAAACCGGCUGGGAUCAGAGAGGGGAGCGUGGCCGGGGGGAGGAGGUACAACAGCAGGGGAUACCUGGGAAACAACCCAGCUGCAGGAGGAGGAGGAGGAGGAGGAGGAGGAGGUGGAGGGAACGGGACGUUUUACCUACACAGGAGCGAUGGAGGGAUGAUGGGAGGAGCUGUAGACGCAUGCUCCCCACUGAGAACAGUGCCCCUGCCGCCACGCCUGGGGAGCCCCUUCUACACAGGAGCAGAGGACUCGGACCGCUGUAUGCUCCCCCUGUUUCCCGGCACUCCCCUCUCCCCGACCAGCCUGCUGUCUCUGAAGCAGGGUCAGAUCGGCUCCGCCGUCAGUCUGCUCGACUUUUACUGCUGCAAAAGCCACUGGUCGCAGCCCGAGUACCACCUGUACUCCACACCUGGACACGACGGGAAGCCGCUGCUGCUGUACAAGGUGGUGAUCCCGUCAACACGAAGCACCUACCUCCCAGACAAGCUGUGUGUGAUGCUGGAUGAUGCCAAAGAGCUGGCUGCACAGACGACCCUGUGGAACCUGGACUCGUCCUUCCUGAGCGCAGCUUCCUGUGAUUCUCCCAGCAGCCCCUCUCCUCCGCUCGCCGCCGCCCCCCCCUCCGCCACCAGUCCUGGGUUGCUGACCUGCGGCGGCAGAGCCUUCACCACCUGCCUCCCUCCACCUCCUCCGCCGCCCUCCCCCUUCACCCUCUCUCCCCUCUCCUCUCUGUCCACGCUCAGCCCUCCGGCCUCCCAAACACAGAGGCUCUACUUCAGCUCCCAGUCGCCUUUCUACUGACGGAGGCCUUUUCUCAUCUGAGACUCAGCAGUGAGGGCAAGAAGGUCCGAGGGCAAGAAGGAGAAAAAGGCAGGACAUGUCUUCAUUAUUAUGAUUACCGCAUAUUUCCCAACAGUGUUUUUAUCGGCACAGACAAACUUGUUCAUGUCCUCCAUCUGUUUGUUUCAUUCCUCCCUCUGUUUUUAAUCUCCGUCUGAGUCGAGGGGAGGGAGAGACCGAUCGGCCGCUCAGCUUCUUCUCUCUAUCUCUACCUCUGAUUUAGAAACUCAAAGAGAGAACUGUUUAGAUUUAACAAAACGGGACAAAUCCAGCUGAUAAAAUGUCUCCUCUCGACCUCUGUUAAAUGUCAGUGUCAGCCUCCUCCUCCUCCUCCUCUCUGCUUCACCUUAAAGUACCCAUAAUGCCCCAGCAGGGACACAGGUAUCACAUCCACACUUUGUUUUUAUCGGGACGCACCGAUCCGACUUUUUCAGAUCCGAUACCAGAGUUUAAUUAAUCAGCUGUAUGCCUCGCUGUGUGGAUGUGACUUCUGUUAUAUGUAAGGCAAC
This is a messenger RNA of Sebastes umbrosus (honeycomb rockfish), 2460 nucleotides long. RefSeq names its product RNA binding motif protein 46 (gene rbm46). Gene Ontology annotation, cellular component: nucleus. The record is from RefSeq and is a predicted model, not a curated record. NCBI's taxonomy places the organism in Eukaryota, Metazoa, Chordata, Actinopteri, Perciformes, Sebastidae. Bases 137 to 1912 code for a protein of 591 amino acids. The transcript has 11 exons. Gene Ontology annotation, molecular function: mRNA binding.